Porites lobata is the source of this 10069-nucleotide messenger RNA. The record is from the annotation of a GenBank genome assembly. Lineage: Eukaryota; Metazoa; Cnidaria; Anthozoa; Scleractinia; Poritidae.
AUGCCGAGGUUGUACCUAGCUACUGCAGUUGGCCUUGUGGGAGUUUCCGCGUUAGGAAUAACACUUGACAUUCGACGUAAAAGGCGGUCAGAGUUGCACUCAUUUGGCUCUAUGCUUCGACAGUAUUUCGAGUACUUCUUCUUGUCCUUUUUUGGGGCGAGAAUGAGAAGAAAACUGGAAAAUGACAGUGUUAAUUUCGCCGAAGUGCAAGAAGAAACUCAAUACCCUGUUUCAGACCUGCCUUAUAAUUAAGUUCAGACCAAUGUUAAAGAAUUUUGACAUUGAAGAUUCUUCUAAAAAGUGCAAACGCGGCAAAAUAGCCAAAAUCGAUACUCAAUUUAUGACCAAAACGGCUGAAAAACCCUACCCUUUGGGGCCGCACAUACCUAUAUAGCCCAUAUUAGGGAGUACCCCCCCCGGGUGAAUAUGGUGUUAGGUAUAAGUUUGGUGACAUAGAAGGCAAAAAGCAGUAUGUGGCCAUGCAUCCAUUGACAAGACAUAUUCAUUAUAAAGAAUUUAUAGGUGAGAUUUUAGGCCUUCCUUGAGUAGAAGGGAAGGCACUACUUUAUGCCGCCAUAGGCAGUGGCUGAGGGCUUGAUUGAAUUCUGCUUGGAUGCGAGGGGUGGGGGGGGGGGUGGUGCAGGUUAUCUUAAAUAAUGGAGGAGGAGGAUAGAGGGGUGGAAGCCUGGAAGAAUGGGGGGUGGGUGGGGUAAGGGAGGGAAGCAGGAGAAAUGAGGGAAAAUAAUAAUGCUUAAUAUUUACAGAUGCAAAGGGAUAAAAUGGAGGAUUAGCCAUGAGAAUAGUGGUUCGAGCUGGGGAUGCAAAGAAUAAUGGGAGGUGGGAAAUUUGGACAGCCAUGUUCCCCCUCUUAGAUACAAGAGGUGAAGAAAGAGUGUCUGAGUUAAGAAAGUGGAGACUGUGUACGUGUGGAAAGAGUGUCUGGAUUAAGAAAGUGGAAACUGUGUAUGUGGAUAGAAAGGUGGAACUUGUGUGCUUUUAAUAUGUAGCUUAUCCGCCAGGUAAGUUGAAUGAAGAAUGGAAUUACUGUCUGACUAUAAAUCCUAGUGAAAGAACAAUUACCUCAAUAGUCAUCGCAGAAUCUGCUGGACUUCAGAUGCCCGAUAGGUGAAUGAUGACAGAGGGGUUGAAUGUGGCUAAAUGGAAUUUAGGCAAAGUUAAAAUAGAAACAAUGCUGGCCAGCAAUUUCUUGUUACCUGGCUUGGGGUGACCCCAGGCAUCCAGCAGGGGAACCUCGUGAUACAUAAAUGCAGUUUGCUUGCUUAUAGUUACUUGCCAAGUCAUAUUAAGCUUGCCUGCCUUUGCCUUGCUUAAAAUUUUCUGCCCGCUCCACCCUCCCAAUUGCCCCUCCUACCUAGGUAAGUAUUGGUGGUAAGUAAUCCAUUGGUGGUGGCCACUUGCAGGGUUGCAAUGGAUACCUCUUUUUCUUGCUACAGCUUUGCCCGGCUCCACCAAUUCUCAAGGCACCAGCUCCCAAGCUCAUCUAUUGGUGAUGAGUUUAAUGUUCAAUGAUGUCCACAAUGCAUGAACAAUUUAUUAUAAUGAAACUUUAUAAUUGGAGUAGACAGGUAGACACAAUUUCAGGACUGCAUUGAAGCAGUUUGUUGUUAGUAUAUGUUUAUAUAAUGUUAAUAUCAUGGGUGGCAAAUUACUCCUAAAUUUUGGCAUGAAAUUUCAGUGCUAAAAUUUAUAAUUUCACAUGUGAAAUUACAAAAAAAUCAAUUGCCGUGACAUAGCUCCAUACAUCUCAGUGCCAAGAUGGCAUCAAGGUUAAAAAAUGUUAUGAAGAUGCCUGGGCAUUAAAAACGCUUCAGAAAUCAGGAAAGUCAAAGAGCAUAUCAAGAAAGAUUCUAUCAUGUUUUUUGUUGAAAAUUCAAGCUCCAAACUUUUCAGUGUGGGGAGUUCUUGAUCAACAAUUGAUAUGAUAAACAUGUCAAAAACCCAUGAUUGUGAAUGUAAUUUGUCACCCAUUAUAUUAAUAGGUAAUCAUAUGAUAUGCUUGUAAAAUUAAGGAAUAAUUUCACUUGCAUUUUGUCUAGGUGAGGGAAGUUAUUAGAAUUUAAACAAAAUGCACAGGAAAUUAUUUCCUAAUUUCACCCACAACAAUUUGAUUACACAUACUAAUGUGUCUUUGUUAAUUACCUUGAUUAUAUAGAUCAGGUCCUUUGUGGCAAGAAGAACAUUCUUACAGCAAAGGAUCCAUAUCAGAUUGGUGUCACUUCAGGCACUUCUGGGAAAAGUUCUCUGCUUCCAACUACCAAUGACAUAUCAAAAACAUUCCUUAUCAAUGGUGUUUUUGUUGCAAUAAGUACCAUGUUUGAGGCUUUUCCUAAGGUAAUAGCCAUUUGUAAACUUGAGUAAAAUAGACCUGCACCUACAUGUGUAGGUCUGUAGUAGCCUGCGAGCAGGUUCACUGGUGUGUCAGUCUGGGUAAAUUUUUGUGGCAGAGCUGGGGAGGAAAAUGGGGCUCCACUGCCAAAAUUUUCCCAAAUUGCACGAGUGAACCUCUUGAACUAACCCAGGCCAGGUUUCAGUGAAUGAUAUUGCCAUGCAUAGGAUUUUGUCCGCAGAUUUACUGCUACAACCCUGGACAAAACUGUUGAGACAUUUCCAUGUAAUUUUCAAUUUCACCACAUGCAACCGUCUCGUUGAAACAGAACAAAUUUGCCCCCCCUCCCCACCCCUUGUGCAAUGUUGUUUUGGCCUAACAGCUCACGUGUGCAUUUCUUGUGUUACCACAAGCAAUAUUCCAAUAGGGGAGGGGGGAACAGUCUCUUAAUUUGCAAUGGUAACAAUUUUGGCAGGGCGACUGCAAAAAAUAGGUAUUUUUGUAAUGUGUCUCAACAGGCUUUGUUCGUAGUUGUUGGUGCUAAAAGGGAAUCAAAAUAAUCAACUUACCAUAGCUUGGUCUAGGACUGGACUGAAAGGGUUCAGUGCUAUCUGCUGUUACACCGUAGCAGUUCCUUAUAACACUUCUGACCAUUGACAUAAAAAUUCUCCAGACUGAUCUCUGUACAUUUGAUCAUCCUCUUUUUUUUUCUGUUUACCGUCGUCUGACCGACCCAAAUUUUUGGCAUUUUAAAAAAAAAAAAACUAACGAUGUAGUUACACCAUUUUUCACUUGAAAUAAUUAUUUUAAUCUGAAAAAUGAACAUGGUAACAGCAUAGAGAAAAACAGGAACAAAAACAUGAACAUUUUUCACAGUAUAUUGUAGAUUUUGUUAAUCCAAAUAUGUGAAUGCCGGUUAACUUUUAACGUCGUCCUGCGGUACCAGGGCCUACUAUUCCAAGACUUCUUGUGAUUUUUUUUUGCUUUUUUUUUGUCAAUCCGACCGACCGACCAACCCAAUAUCAGGAAACACAUUUUACAGCAAACGAAGAAAAAAAGGGGAUGGCCUUUCCUUAAAAAAAAGAAUUAGUUGAGAGAAUUUUAUAAAAGAUCAAAGCAUUUCAGUUCCGUUGUAGGUGAUCAUUAUGGUAACUCUCAUAACCUUUUUCCUUCAUGAUGAGUUAAGAUAUUGUUAAGAGAAAAUUGAUGUUGGUCUCUCUGAGGACUUGAAGGUUUAACAGUUCAUUAGUUGAUUCCAUUUAAAGUUUUGAAGUUCUUUCCUGGCCAUUGUUCUCUUGCAGACUUAUGAGCUACAGAAAAGCUUGAAGUUCUUUUACUCCCCAAGGUGGCAAUACACAGAGUCAGGCCUUCCCAUUGGUCCAACCUCCUCUUCACCCAGUAAUUCACAGCGCAUCCUACACCUCUAUUCAACACCAAAACCAGGGUUUGACAUCUUGACAGAGCCCGAAGCUUUAUACAUUCACUUGCUGUUUGCUUUAAAGGAUAGAAACCUUGGUAUCUUAGAAGCAAACUUUGCACAGAUUGUGUAUUCGGGACUGUCGGCUCUUGAGGCACAGUGGAAGUCGCUGGUGGAGGAUAUUGAACUGGGAAAAGUGAACCCCAAUUUGGAGAUUGAAGAUGGUGUCAGAAGGUUGGUAAUGGCUUCAAAAAUAUGCAGUAAAGCCAGUUCAAACUUCGCCAGUCGAUUUUAUUAAUAAACUGAUUUUUCAAAAAGUGAUUCCAAUGGUCAUUCCUGCUACCAUUUUCAAAAUCAAAUUGGUAUUCAUACAUGGAUAGUAGCAGUAAAUUUUAGACUGAAACUUCGCUGAUUUUGGUCUUGGUCUUAUUAAGUCUUUCCCACUUUGAAUUGAUAAAGUUCCUGCAAAUGUAUGAGGACAUUGUAUUGGGUCAAAAAAGAAACCUGAACAACAGAACUUUUUACUACCUCACGUGUGAAUUCACUGCUCAUUGCAUGUACAAGAAUGAAGAAUUGAAUCUCGUAACAACAAUGACUACGGGAUUUAACUUUAAACUAAUAGAUUCAUACGCAGAAUCAAGCAGUACCUAACUCUUGACCUGACUUGACUGUAAUCAUAUUUAAAUCUCACUUCCUGGGUUUUCCCAUGAGUAGACACCCAGUCCUAAUGACAACAAGAGCAACAACAAUCUUUAUUUGUACUCAUUCUUGCUAAAUAAUAAAUUAUGACAAUAAAAAUAAUGAAAGUAAAAUUAGAGUACUAGCUGCCUGGAAUAACCAUAGGGGCUUGUGGAGCCAGGCAGCCAGUUGACAUCAGAGGAGAAGUACCUGCACCUAAAAUAAUGUAUUCCAUAAGAAUACAUUAAUUAUUACAAUCAUGUGUGAAACCCCCUCAUUUGUGACAAUGCCACCAACAAGCAGGUACUACUCAGGGGCACCCAACGGCAAUUUUCGGGAAAAUAUCUGUUCGGAAGACGAUUUGGGAACUAGAAUUUUCGGAACAUUUGUUGUCAAAUUUCUUGCUUGCCUGCCUCUUCUAGGAUUUUCAAACAUCUGCAAAAUGGUAUGAUUACCCAUUUUAAACGGAUAUUUACCCUAAAAAAGGCCACCUAGAAUUUUCGGGAGCCUUUUCCUGGGUGAAAUUUUCGAAAAGGUAAGUUUUGAUCCCUAUAAUUUUCGGAUCACCAGACUUUCAGCUAGGAAAUCCGAACAGAUGAAAAGUUUUUAGGGGAUAAAAAUAUGCCUAUAUCUACCGUUUAAAUACUAAAAUAUGUUCAACAAUGCUAUGUUGAUUUGUUUUGAACUAUAUCCUCGUUGGGUGCCCCUGACUACUCUACAAAGGGACUCUGUAAAAACAAAACCCUUCCCCCCUCCACCCCAACCGAAUACAUUUUCUACCAUAGAGAAGAAAGGUAAUGAUGUCAGAAGAACUAAAUUUGUGAAAUUAUAGGACAAGUUGGCAUAUUCCAAAAAAAAAAACAAGAUGAACAAUGUUCACUAGCUAAAAACAAAUCUAUUGAUACAAAUGGGUGGGAAUCGAAGAAAUAAGCACUGUUACUCUUAGAUGACUCCAUACAAAUCUUUCUAAAUUAGCGAUCCAAGUCAAUUUUAGAAGGAUUGGUAUGAGUUCAUCGGUUCUCCUUUUUAAUAAAAUCAUUGGUUCUUUUGUUUCGUCUCUUUAAGAAAACUGAACAACCUUCUUAAACCAGACAGGAAACGUGCAGAGGAGUUGAAGCUGGAAUUUUCCAAAGGAUUUUAUGGCAUUGUUAAUAGAAUAUGGCCUCAUAUAAAUUUGGUCCUUGCUUGCUCAACAGGUAUUUAAACUGUUAGACUUAACAUUACACAAAGAUGUAACUUGGCGUUAGCAAAAGACGCAGUUUUAAUCAUUCGUCGUCAUCAUCAUUCUCUUCAUUUUGCGCAUGCCCGAAUGCUUCACCAGUUGACCGAUGAUCAGAAGAAAACACAUUGUCAUUUUCGCAUAUUCUUUUAAUUUACCUAGCCAAUUAUUCUUGAGAAACAAGGGCGUCAGCCUGAGAAGAAGAAAGAGAGACUGCUUCUAUAGCCAAAGCAAAUGAAUUAUGCAUUGCCCUCACAAGGCAAACAACCGAAACCAUCGACAGGGGGUUCUCACGUUUCCCGAAAAUAAAAGUCUCUCCUGUCUCGCGCCUUCGAGCGUCUGGCUCGACGGACCUGUAGAAAAAAGACAGACUGCGCUUAGUCCACUACACUAGAGUUAGGAAAUAGUUUUUCUUGUCUUGACGCGUUUUAAACACUCGUGCACCUGAAGGAGGAAAGGUCGUACUUAUUGAUAUAUCUUCUUGUUUUUUUUAUCAUUGCAUCAUAGGUUCUUCUGAACUCUACGCUUCCAAACUGAAGGAGAAAUACCUAGGCGAUAUUCCUAUUUAUUCGCCAUUUUACGGCGCAACUGAAGGGCUUAUUGGAGUCAACCUGUGGCCGGAAGAAGAGAACCCCGUGUAUAUGCUGGUACCACGGGCCAUGUUCUUCGAGUUUAUCCCUGUAGACGAAAGCAGUGAAGAUCAGCCUACUGUAUGUACACCUUGUAAUUUUUCGAUUGCUGUGAAGCUACUUAUUUUCUUUUUCUGCCUUGAGAUAUUUAUUUAAGCCAAGUCCCAUUAUGGCUCUUGUUUAUGCACAUGUGGGAAAAUUGCUUAUUCGUUUUUCGUGUUCCAAGGUCAUCUCUUUGUGCGCUUAACAUUCGCCUUGAGAUUUCUUGUCGAAAGACGAGGAUUUUCAUUUCAGUAAAAGUUAAAACAGAUUCCCGCGAAGGGGAUAUUUAUAGGCCGUUUUUGUUCUACAACUAAUCUCUCUGUCUUUCUUACUAACAUGUUGUAGUCAAAGUGUAUUGAGCCAGUGGCAUUACAGUGGCUCAAGGGAGUAAAUCUCUAAUAGUUUUCAUUUGUAUUCAGAAGGCGUUUCCCUUUGGAGUCCAAAAAACCUUACUAGGGUGCUUAAGCAACCACCACCACGACAACAACAACAAUCUCAAGAAACAAUUUUUUAAUGAGCAAAACAACAGCUCUGCACAUGUCACAUUUUUUGGUACAUUUCUUUGACGUCACGACUACAACGUGAAUCCCCCUAAUGAGGCGUUUUAUGGAGGACUUGCUGGGAGGACUUGAACAUACGACAACGAAUUUUCUUUUUUCUUUUUGAAGCUUGAUAGACUACUUAAGAAUUCCAGUCCUGAGGAAAUCGCCUCCAUUCGACAAAUUGAGCGGGUCCAAUUAUUUUCCCACCCGCAAAUAACUCUUAAACUAACCGAGGCCGGGGGAGAAAGGUUAUAUUUACAAUACAAGGUUCAGCUGUGAGAUGGAUUAAACAACAAUACAAUAAAUAGAAUAAACUAAAAUAACAAAAGUAAGUAAAUAACAAAGAGAAACUAAGUAAAGAUAAUUUGUUAAACAACUUGAUAAGACGGGGGACUUCUACUGCUGAAAUUUCAAAGCCGUGGUCUCUUGGUUAGUGUUUGGGCCUGACAUUUCACACGGCAUUGAUUUGCUCUCUGAAAAGAAACUUAUCAUGAAAGAAGGAGUUCAACAACGUAAGCUAAUAAAGUUUGUAAGACUACCGUAUCUUGAUUUUAUUUCCAGAAAUUUGCGCGAAGGUAAUGGUAUUGUUUAAUAAACUGGGCCCGGGUAUUUGUCCAUGUAUCCUUGUUAACUGCAUGUCAUUUGCUCCAUAUACAGCUAAAACCAGUCUAUUUCUAUCUUGCAGACGCUUUUCGCCGAGCAAACAGAAAUUGGAAAACUUUAUGAGCUCGUUGUCACAACUCUGAGCGGAUUGUAUCGUUACAGAAUUGGAGACGUUGUCAAGAUCGCUCGUUUCCAUAACAACUGCCCAGUAGUUGAGUACCAGUACCGUCAAGGGCAAAUUCUGAACGUCAGAGCAGAGAAGACUUCCGAACGAGUCUUUUACGACGCACUUAAGUCAGUGCUCAACCAAGAGGGACAGCGGUUUCGUUUGGUGGAUUACACAUGCGCAGAGAGUAUUAUGCUCGAUGACGAGAGUCGUGCGUUGAAAACCGCUGAUGUUAAGGGUACAGCGCCUUUUUAUGUCGUGUUUUUGGAGUUGAGUAGUGGGAAACUCGAGGAUGAAGAAAUAAAGACACUUGAAAACAAGGUAUGUAAAUUGCGAUUGAAGGCCAUCACCGCGAUAGAACGAGAACGUGGUACGGGGAGUUCCAACUCAAUGACCAAGUACUGGACUUGGCUCUCCGACAGUCUUAGACAAAAUAGAUGGAAAAUUUGUACCUCCCCCCCUCCCCCCCCCCUAAAUCAAGGAUGGGAAAAUGGUACGUUUUGGCUUUUGAGCGGCUUCAUCCUUGAUUUGGGGGAGGGAGUGGGUUUGCUGUUUCAUUUUAUUCUGUCCAAGAUUGUAGCGCCGAGCUGUUCUCAGUUAAGAGAUAAAGCGAGUUAGAGAAUUUUUAUACUCGGUGGUGUGCUAAAAAGAUUGCGCUACAGACAAGGGGCGGCGAUGUUAAACUCUCGACAACUUCUAUCACACACUCCCUUUAAGUUAGUAGUUUACUCGAGCUAAUAGCGUGCUCGACAGGAAGAACUUUUUUGGGGGACGGGGGGGGGGAGGGGGAGAGGGGGAGAACAUGACUACGGCCUUCCCUCCAUUUUCACUUUUCCACCUUUUUUCUUAUUUGUAUUCCUGUUAACACCUUGCCACGCAGAACAGAUUAGCGAAGCGUGGGCGAUAAUCAAAACGUCAGCAAUUAUCUUAUUUCGUAAGUAAAACCUAUUGUUUGAUAUUUUAGACUCUUUUUUGAGGCAUAUGUGAAGUUUUCGGCUUCUCAUGAGGCGCAAAAUCAUUUUCUUUUAUUUCGUUAUCUAGUGCUCCUAUUGGACACAAGUAACCUCGAACCGCAUCGUCUCUCACGUCAAAACCUCCUACAUCAUAACAUCCAAAAGUCCUGAUAAAAAGUCCUGAUAAAGCGAGGUCCUGGGACAAGAAAAAAAAAAAAAUGAAUGACGGGGAGGGAAGGGGAAUGAAGGUUUCCUUUGUUUGUAACCUUUUUUUGGUUCGUAACGUAAUAACUCGAUUGGAAACAAUUUGGUUCGUACGACAAUUUACACCCUCAGUUAUUAAGUCAAAUCUAUUUUUUUUUUGCCUUCGCAGCUCGACCAUGCCUUGUGCGAGUUCAGUCCUGUUUACGAGUCUUUCCGACAGAAAGGGAGCAUAUCUCACAUUCAGCUUUUCACAGUAAACAAAGGAACUUUCGUAGAACUCAGAAAAUAUCUUCUACGCAGCAAUCCUGCCGCAGCCAAUCAGGUUAAAAUACCGCGUGUUAUAAAGACUAAGCAAGCCCUUGAUGUGGUUUUAAAUAACAUUCACUGACCACUUAUUAUUUGAAUAAAUGUGAUGAAAGCACAUGGGGAACUAACAACAACUUUUAAGCUGUCGUGGCACAACUACGACACAAGUUGCUCGCAGAGCUUAAUUGAGAAUCGCCUUCAGUACGUUAGUCCAAUGCGAGAGCAGUGUAGGUAGACCUCUGUACAUUUGAUAAAUGAAUGGAUAUUGUAAAUAAAGGUAGUUGCAGUUUGUUUAGUGGAUAGUGCUAUCCACCUUUUGAAAAACCGGGGUUGAUGGUUUUUACAAUUUUUUACCCAUUCUGUCCAUCAUUCAAAUCAUCAGGAAAUCGAAACAGAAGGAUACUAGAGCAAAUUGUCGCUAGAAAUGAGUAAAUAGUCUUGGCCAAGAACAGGACUGAGGGCGAGCUUAAUUUUAAGCCAGUUACGUAACAAAUAUGUGCGUAAACUCUUCAUAAACUCGCUUCCCUUAUACGUAGGCGCUGAGUAAUUUUUUCAUGAUUCCGUCAGCAGGCUAUUGAAACCGCAGAAAAAUCCUUCCGUCAUUCUGUUAUUUUUUUUACUCAAACGACUCACGAUUUUGCUACAAAGUGUUUUUUUAACGACUUUGUUGAUGUUGUUUGUUUCUCGGUCUAGGAAAGUUAUUACUCGAUGAGAAAAAUGUGAAGUUUUGUGAGGGACGAAGAAAUAUUCGCAUUAGAGAUAAACCUAUUUCAGACGCUCAGCUUGUUUUUUAGAGCUUCCGACACAACACAUUUUCCAAGCCGGGAGUUUAUGACAGCGACAACGUCUGGGCCUUAAUGGCCCAGACGUUGUCGAUGUCAUGAGGAGCAAAUAAACUCAUUUGAAUUACACAGCAAAAUAAGGGGUCAUUACACGAUAAACGGUUACUUUAAUUUUUUGGUG